Molecule: messenger RNA, 2679 nt
Organism: Schizosaccharomyces japonicus yFS275
Lineage: Eukaryota; Fungi; Ascomycota; Schizosaccharomycetes; Schizosaccharomycetales; Schizosaccharomycetaceae
Product: para-aminobenzoate synthase
Exons: 2
Coding region: 326-2416 (696 amino acids)
Biological process (GO): tetrahydrofolate biosynthetic process; L-glutamine metabolic process
Molecular function (GO): aminodeoxychorismate synthase activity
Source: RefSeq, a predicted model, not a curated record
AAAAUUCAGAAAAACUACGAGACAGAGUGACGAAUAAUCGGAAUUACUGGAAUAAAUAUGUUAAACAAUUCAUCCUUUUAACAGCGAUUAUGUUAUCGAAUGACUUAAAAUUUACUUUUGUAGUAGCCUGUUCGUUGGCUUUGUUUUUUUAAGUUCAUUUACUCACCACCAAAAAACUUGUAUACACAAAAAAGCAGUUAAACAGAUCAGAGAAUUACGAGUAGGUUUUGUGUCUGUUUGUAUCUAACAAGAAGACCAAAAAACGUCUACUUUUUCCUUUGUUUCUCAUUAAUUUCGCCCUAUUCAUGUCCUGCUUGUUAUAGAAAUGCGUAUCCUUGUAGUUGACUGUUAUGAUUCAUACACAUACAAUGUCUGUGAUAUGCUUCAGCGGAUAUCAAAAGAUAUCCACAUUGUCCUAGUUCACUGGGAUAAAAUUGCCGAAAAGAUUUGGAGUAACCUUCAUGUCUUCGACGCAAUAGUUAUUGGACCAGGACCGGGGCACCCGAAUGAUUAUUCCGCUGUGCUUAACAAAUUCUGGGAAACGAAUAUACCUACUCUUGGUAUCUGUCUUGGAUUUCAGUCUCUCUGCUUAUAUUAUGGCGCAACGGUAGAAAAAAUGAGCACACUUCCUUGGCAUGGACGUGCGGCGACAGUGAUAACAACUGGGGAAUCUAUUUAUCAAGGCGUCUCAGAAGUAAAAGGUAUGAGAUAUCACAGUUUAUAUGCACAUAAUAUUCCCGUGAAAGAUCUCACUAUACUUGCAACAACAAAAGAAGAUAAUUUAGCAGUGGCUGUCCAAGCGAAACGAGCUCCACACUACGGAAUUCUUUAUCAUCCUGAAAGCAUCUGCUCGACUCAUUCCCAAACUGUCAUUAACAACUUUCUUUUGCACGUUGUUAAACCCAGUACCGCCGAUCUUCCUACAUCCAUUUCUUCAUAUAACGUUCGUCCGACACCUUUUGUUGAUUACUCAGUUCAGCCCUGUUUCAAAGUUUGUACGCAAGAGCUUUCUUGGUUCGAUCCGCUCAGUUUCAUUGAAAAGAUAGAGCGCGACAAUUCAUUUUUUUGCUUCUUGGAUUCAGCAAAAGAACCUGGCGAAUUCUCUAUGCUUGGAUUCACUACUGGUCCGAAUGCCUAUACAAUUCACUAUCAAAAAUCCAUUGAUGAAACGACGUUUACGCAUUGCGUUUCUCAGCAACAAAACAAAAAACCGUAUAAUAUAUGGAAGGCGGUUGCCGAAUUUAUGAGCGAAAGGAAAGCUGUCGGAGGCUUAAAGCAGUUGCCUUUUCACGGCGGACUCAUGGGAGUGUUAGGCUAUGAAGCCAAUGAGAUGACAAAGAAAUCCGCAUCAGAGUAUUCAAGAGGGUUAAACGCUUUUGCGAGUAAAACCGCAGAAUCUUAUGUGGAUGCAGAACUCGCUUUUGUUGACCGCUCCUUUGUUUUUGACUUAGUACAGAAGCGUGUUUACGCUCAGACCCUUAUAAAAGAGGAACAAACUCUUGAGAAUUGGUGGGACGAAUUACUUUUAUCAGAUUCCGAUGCUACAUCCAAUUCUUUGAGUCAUAAAGGGGACCAACCAAAAACACCGACUGUUACUAUUUCCGAUAGAAAAUCCUACUGUAAAAAAGUACAAGACUGCCAGUCUUAUCUCCUGUCUGGCGAUUCUUAUGAACUGUGUCUCACAGAUCAUAUUUUAGUCCAACCUUCCAAAUCUAUUCACGAUUUUGACUUAUAUAAAAGAAUUCGCAAUCACAAUCCUGCUUCUUAUGCUGGCUUUAUGCGACUGCCUCAUAUAACACAUUUAUCCGCCUCUCCUGAACGCUUUUGCAAAUUUGAAAAUGGACACUGUCACUUUUCACCUAUUAAAGGCACUUUGAAACGGACACCAACAACAAAUAUAGAAGUUGCUAAAGAGACGCUGCUUAAUGUUAAAGACUCUAGUGAGCUGAACAUGAUUAUUGACUUAAUCCGUAAUGACCUUUACCAACUUGCAACUGUUAACUCCGUUUCUGUGCCACAGCUUUACUCUGUCGAAGAGCAUCCAACAGUAUAUUCUUUGGUUUCUCAUAUAUAUGGUGAUAUAAAAGCUCCUACUACUGGUUGGGACGUUUUGGCACACAGCUUCCCUCCAGGUUCAAUGACAGGUGCGCCAAAACUUCGCAGCAUACAGUUGUUAGAGGAACUUGAAUCACUUCCGCGAGGUGUAUAUUCGGGAAUAUUUGGGUAUUGGGAUGCGUCACUUGAGAAAGGUGAGUUCAGUGUUAUUAUUCGUUCUACCUUCCGCUAUCACAAUGAAAACAUUUGGCAUAUUGGUGCAGGAGGCGCCAUCACAGUUCUAAGUACACCUGACGGUGAAUUCGAUGAAAUGCUGUUGAAGGUGAACAGUGUGCUGCCAGCAUUCAGCAAGUCAAAUUAAUCAAAACCUUAUAAUGUUGUUUGUUUCUUGUGUCGUAUUUGUUAUUCAAAAGCAAUACCGCUACCAUUUUAUUCAUAAACUUGGAAGUGGCACUUGCUAAACGUUCAUAUAUUUAUCACUGUCUUAAUGCAGAAAACACUUCAUAAUUCGUUUGAUAACAACAUGCCCAUAUAUAUUAUAAACUGUUACUUCAUUUAAUAUAGAAUUUAGAAAAGUUUUAAGCUCCAUUGUUAAUAUCAAAGAUGUGUGAACAGAAAAAGCAG